Ilyonectria robusta is the source of this 1021-nucleotide messenger RNA. RefSeq lists its product as uncharacterized. The transcript has a single exon. Lineage: Eukaryota; Fungi; Ascomycota; Sordariomycetes; Hypocreales; Nectriaceae. The coding region runs from base 67 to 579 and encodes 170 amino acids. The record is from RefSeq and is a predicted model, not a curated record.
GCUUACCCGUAUUCUUCUCUUCUGUCUUUGCCUUUGCGUCUGCACCUGCAUCUAGUAGAACUGGACAUGGUCAUGGCGCGGACAAGAUCAUCGAAAGUUGGGUCGUACAGCGUUAGUGGCCCUCGUCGGUUGUUUGUUUGUCCGUCUGCGUUGCGUCUGUCCUGUUGGCCCUCUGCGCCUUUGGCCCUGGUCUCUGACCAUCUAAUGGCUCCAUUGGCAUCGUGGCGACGGUUUGUGGUGCCAUGUGUGCAGCUCCAGCGAUCCGGCAUCCAUUCAGCUGUGACUUUAGGGCGGUUUCGGCGAGCGAAAACAGCCCAGCAGGGACUUGGGACUGUGCUGUGCAACCAAGCCGAGUGGCUUGAGUGGUUUGAGUACGGAGGGACAUGUGGGCCAUGGAUUGUGGGUUGUGGAUGGGCUGUGCCCCGUUCUCUUCAGAGAGAGCCGCACGACAUGUACUUUUCCCCUCCCGAUCGAUCUACUCCGUUCUUGCGUGUUUGGCUUGGCUUGGACGAGGUGAGGUCGGGUUGGACAAUGCAUCGACGGCUCGUUCGACAAGACUACGAUCGAGCGGGAGGAUAAACGUCGCUGCAAGCAGAGUUUGAGGCGGCUGUCACGCAAUUUGGUGGGUCGCCUGCACUGGAACGCGACUCGGGGCUUCUAGAAGCGGAGAAGGCCCACCACUAUUGCUGGUUCAUGGGGCCACGAUCCGAUCGCCUCAUGAAACGCGCCCGAAAGAGAACAGAGAACUAUCACCAUGCCGAAGACAGCGAAGAUAGUGGUGAUGAUGUCCGUGAUGGUGAUGGUGAUGAUGAUCCAGCUGGGGAUUGAUAGCUGGGACACUCCUGUCGGAGCCCGCCGUCAUAAGGUGGCCGGCUCCGAGGACCAACGAGGCGGCGGCAAAGAUAAAGGCAACGGCAUGUGAUUGCUUGAUUGAUUUGAUUGCUAUCGAUGGCUGCGAUAUUGAAAAAAAAGAUUGCACACCGUGUCUCUGGGUGUGUUUGCCGGUGUGUGCCUUUUUUUU